Messenger RNA from Oncorhynchus mykiss (rainbow trout), 773 nucleotides. RefSeq names its product urotensin-2-like. Gene Ontology annotation, biological process: blood vessel diameter maintenance; regulation of blood pressure. Gene Ontology annotation, cellular component: extracellular region. The record is from RefSeq and is a predicted model, not a curated record. Gene Ontology annotation, molecular function: hormone activity. Lineage: Eukaryota; Metazoa; Chordata; Actinopteri; Salmoniformes; Salmonidae.
GAAGAUAACCCUCUCCAGACCUCAGGAGCACCCAUCACCCACCCAGAAGACCCAGACACAACAGGCCCAUGGAGAUGAUGAACCUGCUCCUAUUGUGGACCUUCCUGCUGGUAGCCACUGGCCCGCUAUUGGCACAUCCCAUCACAGACUCUGCAGAGAUGCCCUACCCAGGUCCUGUAUCUGUGGAGGAUGGAGGAGCAGGUAGUCCAGACGAGCUGUCUUUCUCUGAGCUGACGUAUCUUCCACAAGCUGGCCCUGGACUCAGAUACUCACCCCUACUGUCUGGAGAUCUCAGCAGAGAUGGUCUCAGUGCAGCUGGACUACUCGAAAGACAGAUGAAGAGAGAUAAGUGGCUGGAGAAACAGAGUCACCUCAACCCCUUCAGCCGCUUCUUUGGCAUCAGGAAGCAGUCCAGGAAAAGACGAGGUGCCUCAGAGUGCUUCUGGAAGUACUGUGUCUAACACAGUCAACCGUCCAUAGAGAAAUACAUUCACACCAUGAUGAAGAGAUGUGGCUUGUACUGAGACACAACCCCUCUCUUGCACACAACAAAGCAUAUGUACAUGCAUGCAUACUGUACAUUCACACACAGGAAAACACACACACAUAAGGACACUACACACAGACAGGGAUGGACUGAAUGGAUAUCCCACAGGUUGAUAUAUGUUACAGUAUGCAGACUAUUUUGUUUUUAUCCCUGUCCCACCUGUGUGUUUAAAAUGUUCACUGUUUGAUGUUACUGAGCAAACAUGACCUGCAUGAACAACUAAAUG